AUGUCCGUGUCGUCAGUAUCCAAAGUCUACACUGAUGUGCUAGCGUCAAAGCCGCAGAUGUACUGGGACUAUGAGAAUAUCAACAUCAAGUGGAACUCGCAGGAAAAGUACGAGGUGAUCAAAAAACUCGGCCGAGGGAAGUACUCGGAGGUGUUUUUGGGCGUGGACUUGACCACGGGAAACAAGUGUGUGAUCAAGGUUUUGAAGCCGGUCAAGAGGAAGAAGAUCAAGCGGGAAAUCCUGAUCUUGAAGAACUUGGUGGGUGGCCCCAACAUUGUUGCAUUGUUGGACACGGUCCGCGAGCCUCAGCUGAAAACGCCGGCUCUUAUCUUUGAACAUGUCGACAACAUCGAUUUCCGCACGUUGUACCCGACUUUCACGGAUCACGACAUCCGCUUCUACAUGUACGAGCUUUUGAAAGCGCUUGACUACUCCCACUCGAUGGGCAUCAUGCACAGAGAUGUGAAACCUCACAAUGUGAUGAUCGACCACAACCGCAAAGUUUUGAAGCUCAUUGAUUGGGGGUUGGCUGAGUACUAUCAUCCAGGAACAGAGUAUAAUGUGCGCGUGGCGUCGAGGUACUUCAAGGGCCCAGAGUUGCUCGUGGAUUUCCGCUUGUAUGACUAUUCGCUUGACUUGUGGUCUUUUGGCUGUGUGCUUGCGUCGAUUGUGUUUAAGAAGGAGCCAUUCUUCCAUGGCAAAUCCAACACUGACCAAUUGGUGCAAAUUGUGCGUGUUUUGGGCUCCGACGAGCUCCACCGUUAUUUGCAAAAGUACGAACUUACGCUUAGCGAGGAAUACGAGGAUUUGGGCUACUACAACAGACGUCCUUGGAAGCGUUUUAUCAAUGACAACAACAAGCACCUCGUGAGCGACGAGUUUCUUGAUUUCAUCGAUAAGCUUUUGCGCUACGAUCAUCAGGAGAGACUUACCGCUAAAGAGGCGAUGGCGCAUCCUUAUUUUGAUCCAAUCAGACCACAAUAA
Molecule: messenger RNA, 984 nt
Organism: Clavispora lusitaniae ATCC 42720
Lineage: Eukaryota; Fungi; Ascomycota; Pichiomycetes; Serinales; Metschnikowiaceae
Gene: CKA1
Product: casein kinase 2 catalytic subunit
Biological process (GO): regulation of transcription by RNA polymerase I; DNA damage response; peptidyl-serine phosphorylation
Cellular component (GO): nucleus; cytosol; protein kinase CK2 complex
Molecular function (GO): ATP binding; protein serine/threonine kinase activity
Source: RefSeq, a predicted model, not a curated record